This is a messenger RNA of Pieris rapae (cabbage white), 1416 nucleotides long. RefSeq names its product acidic fibroblast growth factor intracellular-binding protein (gene Fibp). Bases 215 to 1288 code for a protein of 357 amino acids. Lineage: Eukaryota; Metazoa; Arthropoda; Insecta; Lepidoptera; Pieridae. Gene Ontology annotation, cellular component: nucleus. The record is from RefSeq and is a predicted model, not a curated record. The transcript has 8 exons.
CACUUUAACUGUCAACAAUCGACAGUAGCCCAUUACAUUAAAAAAUAAAUAAACAUUGUUUAAUAAAAAUAUUACUUCUAGACUCUAGUCAAUAGUAUAAAAAAUAACUUUGAUCAAAUAUCAUCCAAGUUUUUAUAACUCUAUUACAAAACCGUACCAUGCUGAAUGAAAUUUAUUUAUAAAUUAGAAUAAUAUUACUAAGUCAAUUAUUGCAAUGUACACAGAAGUAGAUGUUUUUGUUUCUAAUUACACACUCAUAGACCCAGAGAUUUACCAAUUGUGGAUUGAAGGCUGUUCCUCAAGCGAAGCAGUGUCAACUUUACACCAAAGAGCAGUAACCAAGCAAACUGGGGCCACUGUAGAGUUGAUAGCAAGCGAUGUCCUUGAUCAUUAUAGGACAUUUGCCCUGUUAGAGCGUCUGCUGACCGUUCCGGCAAAGCUUUCAGAACAGAUGAUCUUCCAGCUGGACGAGCCCACCAAACAGAUGCUUAUAGAGAAGUACUACGAGCUGGACGAUGCAGUGAUCCGAGAGCUGGUCGGGCGCAAGCUGUCCUCUCGCCACCGCAAGGACCUGGACGAGGUGUCCGAGCGCUCGGGGGCGCCGCUGCGCUGCUGCCGGCGCCAGUUCGACAACGUCAGGCGCGUGUUCAAAGCCGUGGAAGAGAUGCCGGGCUCCGUGGUGGCUAACGUGCGAGCCACCUUCCUGCUGUCCGAGCGCCUCGCCGCCAAGUACGGCGCCGUGGUCUUCCUGGCCUGCAUGCGCUUCGAUACGGCCAAGCGCAAGCUGCAGUACCUGUCGUUCGCGGAGCUGGCCGGCUGCGCGCGAGCGGUCCAGGCGGGCUGGACUUACGGCUGCUCGGGCCCGGAGUACUACGACACCGAGAUGGACCGCGAGUUCUUGCUCGAGCUGAGGGAGCUGCGAGUGCUGCUCGACAAGGAGAAGGAGCAUAAGCAUCUGGUGUGCAUGCGUCUGAAGCCCAAGCUCCUGGAGAAGUCUUAUCAAGAGUUGGAGCUUAACUUCAGGGUGUACACGCGCGCCCUGGUGGGAGUGGCCUGUAACCUGCAUCGGGCGCGAGAACUGCGCUCCCUGUUCAUCGACCUGUUGGAGAGAUGCAUCGAGCCUCUGCGCGCGGGCGGAUGGCCGAAGUCCGACCUCUCUCAGUUCCUCGCCGCCUACGAGCAGUGCGCCUUUCAGAUGGACGUAUUGCGGGAGGCAGAUCUGAAGUCAGUGUGGGAGCGGUACAUGCGCGUCAUCAGCCAAUGUCUGCUGACCAUGUACCACUCGUAGCGGCGCAGGCGCAACGCGGAAUUCAAGUAUAUAUUUCUAUGUAUUAAACAUUUAACACAUUGAAUUAAAAUGAAUUUUUUGAAUGAACUUGUGAUUGUUUGGUUAAAUAAAACAAAAUCUUAUUGUGA